Messenger RNA from Homarus americanus (American lobster), 1188 nucleotides. RefSeq names its product keratin, type I cytoskeletal 9-like. Bases 58 to 1110 code for a protein of 350 amino acids. The record is from RefSeq and is a predicted model, not a curated record. The transcript has 5 exons. NCBI's taxonomy places the organism in Eukaryota, Metazoa, Arthropoda, Malacostraca, Decapoda, Nephropidae.
GUGCGCCUCACCGUUAUCACGUUAACAUCUCUCAACUAUAAAACUUUCUUUGCAAAGAUGUCUUGGUCAACGGUGUUCCUGGCUGUGGUCUUGUUAACAACCCAGACGACGUCUGCGGAUAGACCACAGAGACCGAGAGGAGUGGUUAGCGGCACCACUACAGGUGGUUCUACACCAACCUAUGGAACCCAAGGCUCUACCGGAGGACAAGGCUCCACCUUUGGCACUGGUCAGGGCUCUACCGGAGGACAGGGUAGCACCUUUGGCACUGGUCAGGGAUCUACCGGAGGACAGGGUCCCACCUUUGGCACUGGUCAGGGCUCUACCGGAGGACAGGGUAGCACCUUUGGCACUGGUCAGGGAUCUACCGGAGGACAGGGUAGCACCUUUGGCACUGGUCAGGGCUCUACCGGAGGACAGGGUAGCACCUUUGGCACUGGUCAGGGCUCUACCGGAGGACAGGGUAGCACCUUUGGCACUGGUCAGGGCUCUACCGGAGGACAGGGUAGCACCUUUGGCACUGGUCAGGGCUCUACCGGAGGACAGGGUAGCACAUUUGGCACUGGUCAGGGCUCUACCGGAGGACAGGGUAGCACCUUUGGCGCAGGUGGGGUCUUUGGCGGCGGUGUGUUUGGCUCAGGUCUCGGCAGUGGUCAGGUCAGGCGGGUGGAGGCCUUGAUCACGCCCACUGUUACCCAUACUGUCACUGUGGACAGGUUUGUGACCUUGACUGACCUGGCUUUCCACAGCGUGGCGGUGACCCUGACAGCCCUUGGAGUCGAGACGGUCACCGUCACUAACUUGGAGGUGGUACAAACUCCCGUCGACGACCGCGUCGCCCUCCAGACCACGGUAGUUAUCAAGCCUACUUCGGUCACCGUCACUUGUGUUAAGUCUGACUUCAGGCUGGUGACUGAGGUUGCGGUAGACCACGUCACCAUCACCCACACCUCAUACGUCAUUCAUCAGACCACCGUCACCACCCUCGUCACACAGACACUGACCUACACCUCUACUCUGGUGAGGACCGUCAUCAACACUCAGAGGACGACCUUCACGGACAUCCACACCAUCACCGACACAGUCCUCGUCCCUCUCGCCUACAACUAGAUGUGACCAACCUUCACUCGUACAUAUUUAACGUCCAAGACAUUGUAAAUUUAAACAAUAAAUAAUGCUGCAAAAUUA